AUGCGAAAAGAUAUACAAUGCCUACGAGGAAUCGCAAUUCUCUCAGUUUUACUGUUUCAUUUUGCUCCCACCGUUUUUGUUAAUGGAUUUUUAGGUGUGGAUAUAUUUUUCGUCAUUUCCGGAUUCCUUAUGGCUAAAAGUUUGAGCCACUCAAGAAUUUCCAGGGUCCAAGACGUUUUGCUGUUUUAUUAUAAGAGAUUUCGUCGAAUUCUUCCAUUAUACUACCUUGCCAUUUUACUUAUCACUCUGAUUGUCCGCCUAUUUUUAGGAGAUUUUCUAUGGAAAAACAACGAUCGAUAUUCGUUGGCUUCGUUGUUCCUGGUUACCAAUCAACUCGUGAUUCGAGAUAAUGGAGAUUAUAUGAACCAAUUCACUACCUGCCUACUAAUCACAGUAUUUGGGUUCGCUGCCUUCUUCAGAGCUCUUGAUAGAUUUGCAUUCCACUUCAUGUUCCUCCGACUUUGGCAAUUUUCCGCUGGAUUUUGUUCAUUGUUUUGGAGCAAGAUUCAAGGUAGCAGGUUACCAGGAUCAGAUGUCACAUCAAAACGGUCGAGAGCCAUUGUACUAAUCUCAUUGCUCAUUUUGAGUCUGUGUUUUUUCCCACGAGAAGUGUUUGUUUUAAUUGCAAGACCAUUGGUGACUCUAGUCACAGCCAUGAUAAUUGCCUGUGAGGAAUCGAGUGCUCAGAUCUUCAAGUCUGAAACACUGGUCUACAUUGGCGACAUCUCCUAUGUGCUCUAUUUGGUGCACUGGCCAGUUAUCUCAAUUUUUCUUCCAAACAAUAUUAUGAGCUACGCGGUUUGCAUUGUAGCUAUAUUCACCGCUUCUAUGACCCUACAUCAUUAUUUUGAGAAACUUUACCUGAAAUUGGGAAUUGUCGGAAUAUUCAAAUUGAUUGUUUUAUUGAUUCUCGCCAAUGCCUACCUACAGUACACUAUUCGAAAUGAUAGCUUCCGGAAAAGCAACCUACCAGCUGGAACUCGAAAAAUUAUCGAUCAAAACUUGAAACAAUCUUUAUCAGUUUGGGAUUUGAAAGCUCGUAAACAAAGAUGUAUAGAAACGGAUAUAAAGACACCAUUUCCAAAAGCUAACCUCGGAGGUUACUGUAGAUAUCCAGUGGGUACAACCAAGGCUUCCAUUCGAUGCGGAAAAUCGAUCGACCAACCGCCGGCCGACCCGACCAAGCUGAUCAGCUCGGCCGGGUCGGCGGUCGGUCGGCGGUCACCGAUUGUCGACCGACUGAAAUGGAUGCCUUACUCUCAUAAUUUUCAGCGUGGAAAUGGAAGUAUCUCAGUUAUGGUUCUUGGCAAUAGCUAUGUGGUGAAUCUUGUCGAAGCCAUGCGAGCUCAAUUCCACUCGAAUUACUCUGAGUUUCGAUACAUGUCCGUUUUCGCGAAUUAUGGAAUUUACUCGGGUGAUACGGUGGAUUCAGAACAGGCAUUGGCAUUUUCAAAGGAGCAAGUGGAGGUGAACAAGCCGGAUGUCCUAUUUGUGAUUGCCAGGUACAUUGAGAACAUCAAAGGACCCAUUCAACAUAAAGAUCCAAUCGUGAAGCAGAUAAAUGAGACAAUCGCGUUUUAUGAAAAAUUCGUGAAAAAGCUGUAUAUUCUAGACGCCCAUCCUAGAUACCAUGAGAACUUUCUUGACCUUUUUCUUCAUUAUGUGGUCACGAGACCUGAAAGUUUAGACUCGCUUCAUUUGGACAAAAAACUAGCUGAUGAAGAAAUGAGGUCGGUUAAGGAGAGGUUCGCGCAGAUCAAAUGCAAGAAGUGUGAGUUCUUCGAUUUGAGUCACGUCUUCAUCAAAGGAGACAAAUAUUUGACAUUCGACAAAGACACCCUGCUGACGUAUGCCGAUAACGCUGUGCAUUUGACAAGUGCCGGAGUCGAACUAUGUGAACCGGUUUUUCGAAAAAUUGCCAAAGGUAUAAUGAAUGGUUUUUGA
Molecule: messenger RNA, 1944 nt
Organism: Caenorhabditis briggsae
Lineage: Eukaryota; Metazoa; Nematoda; Chromadorea; Rhabditida; Rhabditidae
Exons: 9
Coding region: 1-1944 (647 amino acids)
Biological process (GO): polysaccharide biosynthetic process
Cellular component (GO): membrane
Molecular function (GO): acyltransferase activity, transferring groups other than amino-acyl groups
Source: RefSeq, a predicted model, not a curated record